AUGCACACCCUCCUUACUUCCGGUCUGUUCUUCGGUCUAGCUUCUGCUGCAGUCAUUAAGAAAGAUGACUAUGGCUACCACAACAACUGGCAUGUUGAGGUCGGAGUACGCCCGUAUUAUCUCGUGGACAAUAUGGAUGCUGGGCCAUUAAAGACCCAAUUGCAGAAAUGCGAGAACGGACCAUUCAAAACCUCGGAUUUUGUCGUUUCACAUCGGGGGGCUCCACUCCAAUUCCCCGAGCACUCAGUCGAAGGACUCCAUGCUGCACGACGAAUGGGUGCGGGCAUUCUCGAAUGCGAUGUCGCAUUCACUAAGGACAAAAAGCUCGUGUGCCGUCACGCGCAGUGCGAUCUCCACACCACAACAAACAUACUUAGCAAGCCUAGCCUAGCUUCCAAAUGCACACGACCAUUCACCCCAUCCAAAGAUGGGAAGCCUGCCGAUGCCUUCUGCUGUACUUCUGAUAUCACGGAAGCCGAGUUCAAGACUCUUUGCGCCAAAAUGGACGGCUUCAACCCUAACGCAACCACUGUUGCGCAAUACAUGGAUGGAACACCAUAUUUCCGAACCGAUCUGUACAGCACAUGCGGAACGCUCAUGACCCUUAAUGAUUAUAUUAAAAUCGUGGACAGCUUUGGUCUCAAGUUCACUCCUGAAUUGAAGACUCCACAAGUUAAGAUGCCGUUCGAUGGUUACACCCAACAGCAAUACGCUCAGGAUAUGAUCGACGCGUUUAAGAAAGCCGGAAUUGAUCCUAGCCGCGUGUACGCGCAAUCUUUCCUUCCCGACGACAUCUUCUACUGGCUGGAGAAAGAGCCGAAAUUUGGAAAGCAAGCUGUCUACCUUGACGAACGCGUCGAUACGCCAGAGGGUUACGCUAAUGCAACCGCGAGUAUCCCCUCUCUAGCGAAGAAGGGUGUUCGCAUCAUGGCUCCUGCAUUCUUCGCUUUGACGAAAGUCGAUGCCAACAAGAACAUCGUGCCAUCUGAGUACGCAAUUGCAGUCAAGAAAGCUGGCAUGGAAAUCAUCACUUGGAGUUUCGAUAGAUCAGGAUGGCUGAACAAAGGUGGCGAUUACUAUUAUCAGUAUGUUGCGUCGGUCAUCAACAACGACGGAGAUAUGUACACCGUGCUGGAUGUGUUGGCGAAGCAGGUCAAGAUCAAGGCAAUCUUCACCGAUUGGCCUGCGACGGUCACGUAUUAUGCCAGCUGCUUUGGGUUGUAA
Molecule: messenger RNA, 1224 nt
Organism: Lindgomyces ingoldianus
Lineage: Eukaryota; Fungi; Ascomycota; Dothideomycetes; Pleosporales; Lindgomycetaceae
Product: PLC-like phosphodiesterase
Exons: 1
Coding region: 1-1224 (407 amino acids)
Biological process (GO): lipid metabolic process
Molecular function (GO): glycerophosphodiester phosphodiesterase activity
Source: RefSeq, a predicted model, not a curated record